CAAAGUCAGCAGACAUGCUGAUCCGUUUGCUAGUGAGUGUUGUGGUUAUUUACACCGGUUUGCUAACUGCCGUCAGUGCAGUGCAUCCGGUGCAAAAAAGUUGGAAGGCAUUGGAAGGUACCGUUGAUACGAAUGUCUUAGAUCAGGCAUCUGCGCAAGAGCUGCGGUAUCGCUUGCCCAGCUAUAUCGUGCCUACGCACUACAAACUGUACCUGGAGACGCAGGUUCACACCGGAAACCGAUCGUACAGUGGCAGUGUGGACAUUCAUCUGGACGUGCAACAGCAGACCAAAACGAUUUACGUGCACAACCGCGGAUUGCGCAUUCUAUCGAACGAGCUGUACUCGUCGGACGGUGGCGAAAAUGUCUCCUUCCUCGAAACUCUUCGCUACACCGAGGACCAGGAGCGAGAGUUUGUCAUCUUUUCGAUACGACGUGCGAUCGCACCGGCCCGGUAUAUCUUGCACCUUAACUUUGAAGGGCAACUCCGCACCGAUGAGGAUGGGUUUUACAUGAGCUCGUACAGGGAUGCCAACGGUACGAGAAGGUAUCUCGCAUCGACACAAUUCCAGGCGAUCAGUGCACGCUCAGCAUUCCCGUGUCUGGAUGAGCCGGCACUGAAGGCGACGGUUAGCAUUGAAAUCAAGCAUCAUCCAAGCUAUGAGGCCAUCUCCAACAUGCCGAUCUACGCCAUUGCUGGAGAUAUGGACGGUUACGUUGUUUCGUUUUUUGAAACAACGCCACGAAUGUCAAUCUACCUGGUGGCUUUCAUGGUGUCCGAUUUCGAGCACACGUCGAGCGAAGAAGGGCGCCAGCGCGUUUACGCACGACCGAAUGCAAUCAACCAAACACUGUACGCGCUCGAUGCGGGAGUUCUCAUCAUGGACGCGUUGGAUGAAUAUCUCGGACUCCCGUACGGUGACUUCAUGCCCAAGGUGGAUCAAGCGGCACUUACCCAAUUUUCCGCGGGCGCCAUGGAAAACUGGGGCUUGUGCAAGUAUCGCGAGGAGUACCUGCUUUACGAGCCCGGCGUUACGACCUUCCGAUCGCAAACCACAAUCACCACAAUCAUAGCGCACGAGUACGCGCACCAGUGGUUCGGUAACGUUGUCACCAACAAGUGGUGGAGUUAUCUGUGGCUUAACGAAGGUUUCGCCACGCUGUACGAGUACAUGGCGGCAGAUAUGGCUUAUCCCGAGCGCCAAUAUAGCGACCUAUUCAACGUUCAAGUGCUCCAGCGCGUUCUCAUCACAGACGCCGAAGAAAGCACGCGCCCCAUGACGUUUAGCCGCGGCGCAACGUUUUAUGCCAUCGUAAGCCUGUUCGAUAGCAUCGCCUACUUGAAGGCCGGCUCGGUACUUCAGAUGUUCCGGCUGCUUCUGUCGGACACGGCGUGGCGGCAGAUGCUAAGGAUUUACCUGGAGGGUAACGAGUUUGGGGCCGUUAGCACGGAUGAGUUUGUUGACGCAAUGGCGGAAGUGACUGACGGGUUGGACCUGCUGCCCGCUCACGUUGACGCGGAAGCCUUCGUCAAGAGCUGGGUGGAGCAGGCCGGGUAUCCCGUGCUCGAGCUUCGCCGCACCGACCGGGGAGAGAUUCUACUGUCGCAAGAUCGAUUCUACAGCAACAAAAUAGUGAACGAUGAUCCCACCGUUUGGAUGAUCCCGUACACGAUCAUGGAGCAGGGAGACUCACUGCAAGGUCCGUUUGAAUAUCGUUGGCUAACUACGAAAGCUGCCCGCGUGCCCAUCUCCACACCAGUUGACGAAUGGAUUUUGGCCAACGUCAACCAAGUUGGAUUUUUCCGCGUAAACUAUGACACCGCAAACUGGAACAUGUUGAUACAGGCACUUAUGGAUGAAACCGAAACCAUUCCAACGCUCAGUAGGGCACAGCUCGUCGAUGAUGCCUUCCAUUUGGCACGAUCGAACCGAAUCGAUCUUCUAACUACGCUGGAGCUCAUGAGGUACCUCAGACACGAAAGGGAAUACCCACCGUGGGAAGCGGCUAAUCGCGCCAUAAACUAUUUCUAUAAUCGUAUGCGCGGACAGCCGGACUUCACCCUCUACCAAAUCUUCGUCGACACGAUCAUUGGUGAUGUGUUCGUAACGCUUGAUAUCAAUUCGGUACUACCCGACGAAACGCUGUUCGAUAAGUAUCUCCGGCAGGUUAUCUCCACCUGGGCAUGCCGGAUGGAAAUAGAAAGUUGUCUGACGGACACGCGCAUCGCACUGGAACGUGAAGUCAGCGGCGACGAACGCGUACACCCGGAUGUGUCGGAAGUGGUGUACUGUUACGGGUUGCGUACCAGCACAACGAGCGCCUUCCAGUAUCUGUUCGGAAAGCUGCAGGCGUCAGAAAACCGAGGCGAACGCUUGGUGCUGAUCAAUGCGCUCGGCUGCACGAACGACACUGAGCAGCUGAACGCUUACCUGCUAACCGCGAUCGGUGGAGAUUUGCAGGUGAACUUCGACCUGGGCGAACGCACAUCCGUUCUAACGUCCGUGCUGGCAAGUCGGGAAGGUGUGGACGCGCUGUCGUCCUUCCUGAUCGACAACUACACGUACGUUCUGAGCACCCUUGGUGUGAACGUGCUGAACAAUUUGGUGCAAAACAUUGCAGCCCGUACCAACACUCCCGAGGAGGAACAGAUGCUAAACACAUUGCUGCAGGAACUCCAGUUGGUACUUCCGGCAGGCAACAUUGCGGCGGCACGAUCGACGGCGUCCAGAAACCUGGCGUGGCCUUCCACUCGAGAGGGCGUUACGCUAAGCUACUUCCUGGAGCGUUACGGCGUCCAACCGGCAUAAAUGGCCCGCGUGUACCGUUGUGAUGUACCGAGAUUGUAGAAUAAAGUGCAGCUUAUUUCGCAAACGCA
Molecule: messenger RNA, 2878 nt
Organism: Anopheles stephensi (Asian malaria mosquito)
Lineage: Eukaryota; Metazoa; Arthropoda; Insecta; Diptera; Culicidae
Product: aminopeptidase N-like
Exons: 4
Coding region: 15-2810 (931 amino acids)
Biological process (GO): peptide catabolic process; proteolysis
Cellular component (GO): cytoplasm
Molecular function (GO): metalloaminopeptidase activity; zinc ion binding; peptide binding
Source: RefSeq, a predicted model, not a curated record